Messenger RNA from Eleginops maclovinus (Patagonian blennie), 2644 nucleotides. RefSeq names its product protein FAM53C-like. Bases 228 to 1445 code for a protein of 405 amino acids. The record is from RefSeq and is a predicted model, not a curated record. Lineage: Eukaryota; Metazoa; Chordata; Actinopteri; Perciformes; Eleginopidae. The transcript has 5 exons. Gene Ontology annotation, biological process: protein import into nucleus. Gene Ontology annotation, cellular component: nucleus.
CGACUCUCUAUCCCGUGCACUGUGUGCAGCUUCGGUUGCUAAGGAACCGCUGAACGCAGGUGGCAUUAAAAUGACGGUGGCACAGUGAGAAAGCUGGUCAGUCUGGCUGGUUGAGGUGUGGAGGGGACACCACAAACCACGCCAGCAUCCUGACGCAUAGGAUUUCCACUGCCCUCAGUGAAUCUCCUUAUAAUCUCCAUGUCUAUCCCUGGAUUGUAGCUACAAAUAUGGUGACGCUUAUCACAGAGCAGCUCCGUAAGCAGAGUUUGGAAGAGCCUUAUUACAAGGCUUUCUCAUUCAAUGUGAAUGUGUCACUACCUGCAGUGGGCUCCAGUCCCACUGUCUCCUGGAGUGCUUGUAGAUCCUCACAAGAAAUCAGCUCUGCUACACAUCCAUCCUCCAAAGCCAACACUGUGGAUGAUUACUGUGGAUUAGACUCCCCAUGGCUUCCUUCCCACUCUGGAGAACUUCUCCAGAGACCAGAGGUUUCUUUUACAGACAAAGCUUUCCAAAGCUCCCCACCACCUCCACCACCACCUCCAAAACGCCACUGCCGGUCCCUUUCUGUUCCAGAGGACCUGUCGGGGUGUCGUUCCACCUGGCAUCCUAGAGCUUCCAAGGUUUGGACCCCAGUCAAACGUGGCUGCCAAUGCGGAGGAGCAUAUAGUUCAAGCUCUGGAGCCAGCUCUUUGCCACUUUGUGGACCCAGUCCUUCUUUCCCCUCAUCAUCUUCUAGCCCUACCUUCUUUAGCUUAUCACUGUCCUCUGACUCCCCACUACCAUGGAGCUUCUCAUGGGACCCCUGUGACAAACUGAAAGGAGCCUGUUCUGCCUCCCUUGUUACUCCUUCCUCUUGCUCCUCCUCACCGGCCCCUCUGGUUUCUCACUCAGUGCUGCAGCGCCGCUUCUCCCUCUCCCCUGUGCACAUUCCGGAUGCCUCGGUGGUGCUCCUGCCCCCCAAGCCCUCUCCUGCUUCUGCUCUGACAUAUGGCUGUUCUGGCAUAGAACACCCAGCCCUCUCUCCAUCUCCUACUUCAGCCUGCAGCACACCCUCCUCCUCUAGGCGCGACCUACACCCAGCUCUGCCACGAUGCCAUUCACAGCCCUGCGACAUGCGGAAACCUCGCUUGAAGAGGCGCCAUGACCCAGAUGUUUUACCCAGCCCCAGGCCAGGCCUUGACUUCAGCAAGAUGACACAGAUUGGUAAUCACAAGAACCCAGUUUGUGGUACUGUUGGCUGCAUAGUUCCAGUGUCUUCCCAUGCAGAGCAGCGCUCAGCCUUCUCCUCUGCAGAGUUCCUGGGACGAGCCAGCAUCGGGCCACUGAGUGAAAGUGAAGAGGAGGAGGAAGAUGAAAGAAAAAGGACUUCAAUAGAUGAAGGGCAAAAUAUGUUUUUUGAAAGAGACUGCACAGAACUUGACUUGACCCUCAUAGAAGAAAACUGACCACUCCAUGAUGUUCUGAGUGUGACUACUGCAUUCAUAACUAUAUUAAGCACACCUGUAGGCUUUGUGUGCCCUUCUGGCAGAGUCUUUGGGAACCUGCUGCUGUCUUAAAGCAUAUGUCCAGAGUUCAUAAUCAACAACCAAGCAAUUACACGCUAAUAUCAAACUACAAUGUCAUGAUUGUAACACUUGAGCUAGUACAAUAUUCAAGAUUUCACGACAAUGUCACAGUGCCUGCCUAUUUGAAAUUCCAUUGGGAAAUGUGCAUGAGCAAAUAAGCAAAUUUUCAUGUACACAGAAUUCUGGCUAAUAUUUCAUAUUGAAAAGUAUUAAUUGAUGUUAUCCAUUGGUCAGCAUCUUGACAUCCUCAUCAAAGAUUACUGGAGUAGGCAAGAUGUGAUAACAUUUUUCUCAUUAGUGAUUUAAAUACACAUCAAAAGUCAAUAUAAUAAUGGAUUAGAGGUGAGCACAUUCCCAUCAGAUACUGGUGUAGUCUACAUUUGUAUUUGGGUCUCUGAAUUUGGAUAUGCUUGAUCUGCGCACACAUGUACAAAUAAUAUUUGGGUUGGAGAAAACAACAUAAGACUAAAGUUGGUCUCUAUAUAAAUGCUCAUGUAUUUUUAUUAGGAUACAUUCCUUGUUCACUGAUGUUCCCUCGCAGACACUAAAGAUACGUUUACUUUUACUGCUGUUAUGUCAUUGAUUAAGAUUGUUCUUAUUGAGUAACUCUAUAUCAUCUAAGGGAAAAGGUUCCUAAUAUAACACAGGACAGCUCCACCUACUGUUCACUUAUUAUUUUCUUUUUAGAGUUCUUCUAUUUGCUUUAAAUGGAUAUGUCUAACAAUAAUACUGAUGACAGUGUAAAAUGACCAUGCCUUAAGCUAAUAAUACAGUUUUCACAGCCAGACAUUUUUGCAAUCUCCAUUUGCACCAAAUCAGUUUUGAACAGGUGGCACAAGCACUAUAAUAGUCAAUUUAAUAGCUGAAACUUUGCUGCAGCUGGACUUCAUCGGGCACAAUGUAAAAUACUGUACAAUGGUUAGAGGGAGAAUACAGCAAGCCAAUUCUGAGUGUAUGCCAUAGAGGUGGUGUUGAAGCUGACGAUUUGGUGGCCUUUCAGAGAUGAUUUUUCAUGUGUUUUCAGAUGGAAAUACUCCUGUUGCACAAUUUAUGUACAAAUAAAAUUUAAUAGAGAAUGA